Molecule: messenger RNA, 575 nt
Organism: Andrographis paniculata
Lineage: Eukaryota; Viridiplantae; Streptophyta; Magnoliopsida; Lamiales; Acanthaceae
Exons: 6
Coding region: 134-424 (96 amino acids)
Source: RefSeq, a predicted model, not a curated record
GGGGUUAAUCUUUUCGGGAACAUGAGUAUGAGCUAUAGAUUUGGCUGAAGAGAUAAAGGCAACAGGGAAAGACCCUGACAAUUCGGAUAUUUGGAUAUCAUCUCGCACGAGUGGACGUGGUGGUGAUGAUGAUAUGACUGAUGACAUUUCGGGAUUUAGCCGCACCGAUGGACGGUUAGAGAUGUCGGGGACUGAUGACCACAACCCAUUGAUGAUCGGGUCUCGUGUCCUUCUGAUCUCUCGUGGGUUGGAAAAACGUGUUGUUGGUGAUACCAUUGACAUAGUGAGGGUGUUUGUCACGCCUGCUACUAUUCCGGAGGUUGCACUCAUUCUGCGGAUGACAUCAGGAGCACAAACACUCUCUGAGGUUGUCCACGUCGAGCCAAUCAACUGGACAUUAAAGGAUCUCGUUCGUCACCCGUAACUACUGUGUACGUUCAAUUUGACGUUGCGUAGGGCGUGGUUGCGUGGCAUGUGAUUCUAUGAUGAUUAACUUUUGUUUGUGGAUUGAUGCUGACCUCCUUUCCAUUGGUUGAACUUGCAUUUUCUACUUUCUUUUGUGUGUUUGUUUUUAU